CCAGUUUGGGAUCCAAAGUGUGUUUGAAGAGUGAAUUCAAUCAUGUCAUCGUCGAAGUUGAUCAGACUGAUUCUCGUUCAGCACAAAGUCGGUGAUGUGAAGGAGGACAAUGUGGCGCGCGCUGUGAGCAUGGUCAAGAGCGCCGUGGCGAAGGAGAAGAAGUCCUCAGUACCGAUUCUCGUCGUACUGCCGGAGUGCUUCAACUCGCCGUACGGCGUAAAGUUCUUCGACAAGUACGCCGAAACCAUUCCCGAUGGUUACACCAGCAAGGCGCUCUCGGGACUGGCCAAGGAGCUGGGAAUUUACCUGGUGGCGGGAUCUUUCCCCGAGAGAGACGCCCAGAAUCCCAAGACGCUGUACAACGCUUGCACUGUGUGGAAUCCCAAAGGAGAGCUGAUCGCCAAGCACAGAAAAGUACAUCUCUUCGACGUGGACAUUCCCAAUGGCAUCACUUUCAAGGAGUCCGACGGAUUCACACCCGGAAAGCAGUUCACGAUUGUCGAUGUUGGACCGGCGAGGAUUGGAAUUGGCAUUUGCUAUGACAUUCAGUUCGAGGAAUUCGCCAGAAUCUAUCGCAAUGAGGGAUGCAAUCUCCUGAUUUACCCAGCUUCCUUCUCCCUGACCACUGGUCCGCUGUCCUGGGAACUGUACCAGAGAUCGCGCGCCAACGACACUCAGAGUUUCGUCACGAUGGUGUCCAAUGCCAGGGAUUACGCCAAUGAUUACGUCGCCUGGGGACACACGAUGCUCGUCGAUCCUUGGGGACAAGUGGUCAAGUCUUUGAACGAGGAUGAAGGCUUCAUCGCUACGGACGUUGAUUUCACAAUCUGCGACCAAGUUCGAGAACAAAUUCCGGUUAUUAAUCAACGUCGAACGGAUUUGUAUGACAUUGUGGUGAAAAUCCCCAUUAAAUAAGGCAUUUUGUGAAGAAAUAUUUUGACUAAUAAGAAGAGAAUUACAAUAAAAUUGAUAAACC
This is a messenger RNA of Phlebotomus argentipes, 976 nucleotides long. RefSeq names its product omega-amidase NIT2-like. Lineage: Eukaryota; Metazoa; Arthropoda; Insecta; Diptera; Psychodidae. Gene Ontology annotation, molecular function: omega-amidase activity. The coding region runs from base 43 to 915 and encodes 290 amino acids. Gene Ontology annotation, cellular component: mitochondrion. The transcript is spliced from 4 exons. Gene Ontology annotation, biological process: L-glutamine metabolic process; oxaloacetate metabolic process. The record is from RefSeq and is a predicted model, not a curated record.